Molecule: messenger RNA, 1583 nt
Organism: Benincasa hispida (wax gourd)
Lineage: Eukaryota; Viridiplantae; Streptophyta; Magnoliopsida; Cucurbitales; Cucurbitaceae
Product: zinc transporter
Source: RefSeq, a predicted model, not a curated record
GAGGCACAGAACGGAGUUGGGGAGCCAAAAUGCAACCAUUAAACUCCAUUGUUUCUCAAUCCAUCUUUUAUUAAUUCUUGCCGCUCGCAUCACUUGCUCCUCUUCAGCCGUCGACGGCGCUGAUUCACCGGCGCUCAGCUUCGGAAAAUGAUGUCACCAAGGCCAAUGUCUGAGGAUCGAGGAUCUUCGCCUCAUUUCAGACAUACACCAUUGCAGAUAAUUCACAUGGUUGGAAAUUUCUUUCGGAUAUGGUCAAUCUAUUCCAUGUAUCGCUAUUUUUCUCAUACUGGAGCUUCAGUUGUACUUUUUCUAUUUUGUUGUUUGGCCCCAGCGGCCAUCAUAUUUUUGACUUUGCAAAAGCCUUGGAAGGGAAAGCCCUUCUCCAAUACGCAGGUAGUUCCUUCUGUGAUAAAUGGUGGCAUAACAGCUUUGUACUUUAUCUUGUGGGGAAAGGGUCUUAAAGCCUGUGGACCUCUGAGGGCCAUACUUGCCGAGUAUUCUGGUGCUGUUCUUGGAGUGCUUUCUGCUGUUUUGUAUGGUCGGAGGGGCUUUGUUUGGAAAAAGGUUGGGGGUCUCAUUGCAAUGUUGGUAUCUUUCUACUUCUUAUCACAAGGAUGGGCCAUGGCCACGCAUUUUCCCUUCUCUGCGAGACAUGGCUCUGACUCUGAGGAUCAGACAGAACAAAUUUUGGGUUUGAAAGAAAUGGCAAUUCCCAUCUUUGCUGGAAUUUUGUCAGCAUUGCGAAGGGUCAUUGCUCGGCGUGUUUCACUUAAGAAUCAACUUAAAAGACGACUUCAUGCUAUAACAAUGGCUUCUGCGACUUGUUUUCUCUUUCCUAUAGCCAUGUGGGAUAUGAUAGUUGGAUCAACUUCUGAUAACGGUAGGAAGCUUCCUUUCUCCACUUGGGCGUUUUUAAGCACUAUUAUAUUUGGCGUUAUUCUUAUAUUCUACGUUGAUAGCAUUGCUGAAGAAAGAUUGCACAUGGUUUUUUCGUCUCCAAGACAUUUGAUGGUAGCUGGUGGAAGCAUCAUUCUUCUGGAGAUUGUAUACAAGAUGGAUUUUUCUCUAGUCGGCUUUGUUAUCUGCUGCUCAAUUUUGGGAUUUGGGAUAUAUGAAGCAACUUCUUUAGACCGCAGUAGGAAAGAUUCUAAUCGGAAUCAUGAUACAUCAAAUGGUCUGUUGGACGACCAAGAUCAGAUGCCCUCACUUCCAACUUGAUGUUAGUGAUCUUAACACAAACAUUAAACAAUUCGGUGCCUGCAGUACUCAGAAGAUGUGGUUUGGCCCAUUGUUACAAACUGUUAUAAGGCGGAAGAACCUUUCUUUUUCGGCUGCCAAGUGUGCUGUACUCAUAUGCAACAUGCAAACAGCCGCAUUGAUCUCACAUUCCUCACCCUCAUGCCUUGUACAUUCCAAGCAGCCUCAAAAUCUUUUGCUGAAAAUAUGUAGCGCAGACCAUUUGUAAGGUCGAAACUUGUACCCUUAGCCUUGAAUUUAUGUUUUUAUUUGAUCCCUAAUAUGUACUUCAAACUACACUGAUAUAUAGACUAGUGAUAAUUUUUAUACAAAGGAAUUUCUUUCAA